Messenger RNA from Pochonia chlamydosporia 170, 2574 nucleotides. Its product is annotated as HbrB-like protein. NCBI's taxonomy places the organism in Eukaryota, Fungi, Ascomycota, Sordariomycetes, Hypocreales, Clavicipitaceae. Gene Ontology annotation, cellular component: TORC2 complex. The record is from RefSeq and is a predicted model, not a curated record. Gene Ontology annotation, biological process: TORC2 signaling. The transcript has a single exon. The coding region runs from base 1 to 2574 and encodes 857 amino acids.
AUGCAGCCAGGACAAGCACCACCACAGCCUACAUCAGGGCGAAAUCAGAUCCGGGCUCCCGGCAGCUUCUCACCUCUGCCGGGAGCUACGAGCCCUUCCGUCGACUCCGUACGACAGCAACCACAUGCAGCGCCGCCGAACAGACCGCCGCCUCUUCGAAUCGACUCUUCUGGAAGUGACGAUAGCUUCGAAGCCCCUUCCCUAUCCGUAGCGAAAUCGCGACAGAGACCAGAGUCGCCAGCGACACCCAUAUACAACCAGUUCUCUACAGCGCAUUCCAACUCCAGCAGCUCCAACGUACAUCAAAACUAUUCACGACCGGGGGGAGGCUCCAGCCGCCUGGCAGCCCCAGGGCUGUCCUCACCUGUGCUGAAGAACCACUCGAGGAAGCACUCUGCCACACAAGGCUACUUUGAUUCCUCCAUGCCCUCGACGGCCACAUCUAACCUCUCACACAUGAGCAUGAGUACCGCUGCCGGACAAGCGGCGGCGGCUGCUGCUGCUGCGGCGGCGUCGAAUGGAUCCUUAUCAGCAAGUCAAAUUGCUGCCCAGGCAGCCGUCAUGUCCCACCAGAAUACUUCUCAUAUUCGCCAACGAUCACAGACGGUACCAUUUCCCGGCGAGGGAGCGGAUGGUGUGCGACGCGGCAGCGGACCCAAGGUUCCGCUGAGCCCGCCUACACUGAGUCUCACCGAGGCGAGUGCGCCUCGAGAUUCUGCCUUUGGAGGCCAUAUCGGCAAUUACUAUGACAAAGUUGCGGGAACUCACUCCUCAGCUGCUACCGCAGCCGCCAACGUCGUGUUUCCACGAUCAGGCCACAACUCUCCCCGGGAAAAGUCGAUAUCUCCUCAGCCUUUCCCACCUGUUCCUCCGUUGCCUGCUAACGUUCCUGAAAAAUCAAAGACGGAAAAGUCGAAGCACAAGUUAUUUUCACGAGCAGGAAAGAGCAGCAGCAGCAAAGGGGAGCCCAAAGACAAAAAUCUCCAAAGCCCUGGCAAGAUAGGAAGUGCGUUAUCUGCAUUACAACGAGGCAACUUCAGCACCAGUAGUCUCGUGGAUCCCCCAGCCCAAUCCAUCUACAGCCUAAACAACUCUUCCUCUGCUACUAUCAGGCCUAUUGAGAUAUUCUCGGAAGAAAAGGUCAAGGAGAAGGAGAAGAAGCAUCAUUUUCUAUCUCGACAAAAGCAGAAGCUUAAAGACGAAUAUCACUUGCCCCUUUCUUCAGCGGCGAGUAAUUCCAAGCCAACAGAUCCGAACGCGCCCAGCAGCCUGUACAAUUUUAAUGUUCCCCCAAGUCCUGGACCGGGAACCUCGACCUUUUCCAAAGGCAAGAAGGAUAAGAAGAUCGGCGAAAGAUCUGACAGUCGAUUGGACAAUGAAUCGACAUUCAAUGUAGCUGGUGAUUGGCCGACAGCUCCGGGGUUACCUCCUUUGUCGCAACAAUCGACAUUGUAUGAUGUGGCUGAACCUGGGAAAACCGUCGCACAAAGCAAUUUGGCUUUGGAUGAAGCUUGGCCAUACCUGAAAUCGAAACUCCUCGUGGUUUUUGAGGGCGAAGACCUCCGCCUUCCGGUCGAAGAUUUCAAUCGGGUAGUCCAGACACAUAUCCAGUGGUGUAUUCACAAAAGAUCGCCGAAUGCAAUGUUGGACGACUUGCGAGACUUGCUGAAAACCGGCUUCUCGAUGCUCGAUCGAACACUACGCAUGGCAUCCGAAGACCGAUUCAUCCCAACCGUGGUGGAGCUUUGGAUGUUUACUUUUACGUCUAUUCUGCCAUAUAUACAGUCAGUAUUCCUGCCGCUCGACUUGGAAGUCUCCGGCUGUGGAGUCAUCAUGACUCCUGAACAGGCUCGAGACUUUUGGGGCGGCGUUGUUGCAUCCCCGUCGUCUUCAAAUAGACCCGCAAGGGUUGCACCCGCUGCAAGCGUCUUGGAUGUGAGGAGGCUUGUUCUUACGGCUUACCGCGAUAUCGUCGUACUCCCUCGAUAUGAUACACUAAAGACGAUAUUUUCACGUCUAUCUCUCGAAUUCUUGCCUUCCUCCUUUACGAACAUGGCCCUGACUUCUCCACCCCUUGAACGGAUGCUGUCAACCUCGCCCUCUGAAUCACAGUCAUCCAUGGCUCGUCCGGGAACGGCUAUGUCUGUUGACCCUUCAGUGGGUAGCUACAAUUCUACAAGUACCACCCUGCUCGGCGAAGGCUCGGAACGAGGCCGCAGUCGUGCAGUCAGCAACGUCAGUUUUGGCAGCCAUGGCAGCGACAGCGCAGGCGGUGGCGUUCGCCCGUACACUCCGUCCGGUAUACAUGCUCUCAGCAGUGUGCGUGAGCAGAAUGUGGAAGACUCAAAGCAACUUACGGAUAUGGUGGGUCGAAUGCUGCAGUGCAUGAGUGUGCUAUCUAGUAUUGGAGGUGUGGGCGAUGUUGAUGAUGAGGGUAGUAAGAAGAUUGAGGAGUUGUGCAAGAUGCUCAAGCUAAAUUGGCUGGGGAGAGGGAGGACAGGAAGAAACCGAAGAGGCAUUGUGGGCGGUAGAGUACGACGGGACGAUGCAAGGGAAGAGCUGCGAGUUGCUUGA